AAGAGUUACGUUGUGAGAAAUGAGGUGCUAAAAUUUUGGGAUCUCUCUAAAAAUCUGCAAUGAAAAAACGCAAACACCUCAGCUUCCAACUUCUCCAAUUCACCAUAGCUACAAUCUUCGCCGCCCACUUCACUUCCGCCCUCGAUUUCCUCUUCAACGCCUUCGAUUCCUCCUCCCUCUCCUGCUACGGCAACGCCACUCUCGACUCCGGCAUCCUCUCCCUCACCGGCGACGCCGGAUUCGAGAUCGGCCGCGCCCUCCUCCCCUCCAAAAUCCCAACCAAACAUGCCCACACAUCGCUCCUCCUCCCAUUCUCCACCUCCUUCAUCUUCGCCAUGGCGCCCUUCCCCGGCCGCCUCGCCGGUCACGGCAUGGUCUUCCUCUUCGCGCCGAACGCCGAAAUUCACCAAGGUGUCGAGGCCGCCGCGUCGCAGAAUCUAGGGUUUUUGAAUUUCUCCAACAACGGGGACCCUAACAAUCAUGUGUUUGGAGUUGAAUUUGAUGUUUUUAGGAACCAUGAAUUCGACGAUAUCAACGACAAUCACGUUGGGAUUGAUGUGAAUUCGCUCACGUCGAUCAAUUCGAGUGAAGCGGGGUAUUGGUCUGUGGGGGGUUUCUUCCAACAGUUGGAUCUCAAUAAUGGGAGAACGUAUCAAGUUUGGAUUGAUUAUUCUGACGGAGUAUUGAAUGUUACGAUGGCGCCUGUGGGCGUGAAGAGGCCUCCGCGGCCAUUGUUGAAUGUGUCUAUUGACCUUUCUGAUGUGUUAGAGGAUGAAAUGUAUGUGGGAUUCACUGCUUCGACGGGGAACAUGACUCAGAGCCACAAAAUUCUAGCUUGGAGUUACAGCAAUACGAAUUUCACACUGAGUGAUGGGCUGAUUACUGCAGGAUUGCCGUCGUUUGAGCUUCCGGGGACGCCAUUUUAUAGAACUAGAGGCUUUGUUGCGGGUUUAACGUCAGGGGUUUUGGUUGUUGGUGUUGUGUGUUGUGCAUUUGUGUUCUUGUUUGUUAGAAAGAGUAGGAGAGAGAGAAGAGAGAGGGAGGAAAUGGAGGAUUGGGAAAUGGAGUACUGGCCUCAUAGGCUUUCUUAUCAAGAAAUUGACUCUGCAACUAAAGGAUUUGCUGAGGAAAAUGUGAUUGGAAUUGGUGGGAAUGGCAAGGUUUAUAGAGGGGUUUUGAAUGGGGGAUUGGAGGUUGCUGUGAAGCGAAUCUCCCAUGAAAAUGCGGAUGGAAUGAGGGCGUUCUUGGCUGAGAUAUCGAGCCUUGGGAGAGUGAAGCACCGGAAUUUGGUGGGGUUGAGAGGGUGGUGCAAGAAGGAGAAGGGCAGCCUAAUCUUGGUGUAUGAUUUCAUGGAAAAUGGGAGUCUUGAUCAAAGGGUGUUUGAGUGUGAUGAUAGCAAGAUGCUAGGUUUUGAAAGCAGAGUCCGAGUCCUGAGGCAAGUGGCCUCGGGGAUCUUAUACCUGCACGAGGGAUGGGAGUCGAAGGUGCUGCAUAGGGACAUCAAGGCGAGCAACGUGCUGCUUGACAGGGACAUGAAUGCGAGGUUAGGUGACUUCGGGCUGGCCAGGAUGCACGACCACGACAAGGCUGCAGGGACCACGCGAGUGGUGGGGACGAUAGGGUACCUAGCGCCGGAGGUUGUGAGGAGCGGGAGGGCAUCAACGCAAACAGAUGUGUUCGGAUACGGAGUGUUGGUCUUGGAAGUGAUGUGUGGAAGGAGGCCUAUCGAGGAAGGGAAGCCGGCCUUGGUGGAAUGGGUUUGGGAAAUGUUUAGAAGGGGUGAGCUGGGGAACGUAGUGGAUGCACGAUUGAGGGGAGAGGCGGACGCGGAGGAGGCUGAGAGGGUGGUGCAGCUGGGAUUGUUGUGUGCUCAUCCUGAUAGCAAGGCAAGGCCUACAAUGAGGCAGGUGGUGAAGAUGUUUGAAGGGAGGAAUGAGGUUGAAGGUGAAGGAGAGGAUAUGGGUGCUUAUCUAUUGGAGAAGAUGAGAAGUGGAGAGGUUUUGGCUAUGCAUUUGAGAAAUGGUUUUGGUAUGCAUCCAAGUAUGGAUGAGAUUAGACGAGGGAUGUCUUCUACCACAUCACUCUCUUGGAGUGAUAUUACUGUUGUAGAGGGUAGAUGAGUUUUGUUUUUUCAUUUUGAUUAAAAAAUGAAUAUAUACUCCUAGUUGUAGAUAAUUUCGUGGCAAUAUAGAUAUAGGUAUACUGGGUGGAAUUGGAUCACAUUUGUUGUAUUUAUUUCGGUGUAUAUCAUUGAUUGAUUUAUGGUUCUAUUCUUUAAAGCAUCA
Messenger RNA from Salvia hispanica, 2285 nucleotides. RefSeq names its product L-type lectin-domain containing receptor kinase VII.1. Gene Ontology annotation, biological process: protein phosphorylation. The record is from RefSeq and is a predicted model, not a curated record. Lineage: Eukaryota; Viridiplantae; Streptophyta; Magnoliopsida; Lamiales; Lamiaceae. Gene Ontology annotation, molecular function: carbohydrate binding; protein kinase activity; ATP binding.